AUGCUCAACGUCCUGGCGCAAUGGGUGGCUGAAUACCCCGGAGAUUUUGCAAGCGCGAUGCCCCGAAAACAGCUUACGGAAUUUAUUUCCCACCUGGAGAAAAACAUAGUCUUUGCGUUUGCGGCGAAGGAGAUGAGCUCAUCGCUUGAGAAAUUUGUCGAAGAUGAUGAUGCGUCCUGGGCCGUCAAGGAGGAUAAAGCCGAGUCUGAAAACGUGGAAACAUUCUUGGAUACUUCUGCCCAGAGCUCUCCCGCCACUUCCAUCAUACAAAGUACUGACGACAAUGUCCCGGCAAUGACUGCUUUAGACCUAAACGAAGAAAUUGUCGAUCACGAAUCUCAAUAUUCAAACAUAUCAACGGCGUCCACUCUGAAUAGAUCGGGAAGCAUAUCCAGCCAAUCGUUUAAAACACUAUUGAAUAUAGAAACAGCACAGCGAGAAGCACAGCGUCUUGAGAUAAUACCGCGCCAUAACCUAGGAAAAACACAAUGGCGCAUUUUUAUGGAGAUACCGGACGAAGACUUUGCUCGAGAACUUACCCGGAUUGACUGGGUGAUGUACACCGCAUUUAGACCCCGGGAGCUUAUUCGCCACAAAUUACGCCAAUUGUUUAAUUAUAAUUCCCUCGGCGCUAUCAUUGCAGGGCUGAACGGAACCCCUAUCUUCCGACUGGCCCAAACCCGAGAACUGGUUUCGCACAAUGUUCAGAAGCAAUUUAUGAGUUUGGUGAUUUUGAUGGGUACCCAGAAGAGCCACUUCGCUUAUCGACUUGCUUGGGAAAACUCCUUUGGGGAACGGAUACCCUUCCUGCCGCUCCACCUUCGAGACCUGGUAUCAGCGGAAGAAGGGAACAAAACGUUUGUUGGCGAUCGCAUUAACUGGCGCAAGUUCGAAAUAAUGGGUGAUGUAAUCCUCGGAAUCCAGCAAAGCCAAAGGACGCCGUUCCCGUCGUUUCACAUCAACGAAAUAGUUCGGCGCCUGGUGUUGGGGGCGAGAUUCGAAGGGGAUGACGAAUCGAAGCUUGCAGGUUGA
Messenger RNA from Uncinocarpus reesii 1704, 1032 nucleotides. RefSeq lists its product as uncharacterized. The record is from RefSeq and is a predicted model, not a curated record. NCBI's taxonomy places the organism in Eukaryota, Fungi, Ascomycota, Eurotiomycetes, Onygenales, Onygenaceae. Gene Ontology annotation, biological process: positive regulation of GTPase activity; Ras protein signal transduction. The transcript has 3 exons. Gene Ontology annotation, cellular component: plasma membrane. Gene Ontology annotation, molecular function: guanyl-nucleotide exchange factor activity. The coding region runs from base 1 to 1032 and encodes 343 amino acids.